AUUUCCAAUCGCCACUGCUGGCCCCUCCUCCUAAGGUCUUUUCCCGAAGCCGAGUCUUCUCCCUCUGGGGAGCCGAGAGCGCCAGCCAUGACCUCGCGGCGCGGAAAGGCGACGGGAGCAGCUUCGGAGGCGGAAGCCGCCGCCCCCAGGGUCUCGGCGCCGCGUGUGAAGGGCGCCCGGACCGAGCCUAGAGAGUCCCCGGCCGCCCCUGAGGCCGCCCGGCCCAGCGCGCGGAGGUGCGGCCCCGCCAGGCCGUCGGGAUCCCGGAGAGAGAAGAGCGGCCCGGACCCCCAGGAGAAGCGGCAGGUACGCGCGCGGGCUGCCCGCGCCGAGGACCAGGCGGAGGGUCCGGCGGCUCGGACCGAAGGGGUGAUGCCUCCCGCGGCCCCGGCGCCGCCCCUUCCCAGGCCUGCAUCUCGCCGCGAGGGCACCGCGCGCUCCGCUCGGGAGCGGAGACCCCAGCCCGGGCCCACGGAGGUCCCCGGCCCGCUGGUCCCAGUCCCCAGUCUCGGGCGCGGGGAGGAGGCGCCCGGCGCCUGGAAGCCCCGAGCGGUACUGGAGAAGUUGAGGCUGAGCCGCCAGGAAAUCUCUGCGGCGGCGGAGGUGGUGAACAGGCUCACGGACCACCUGCUGCGGAGACUGCAGAGCUGUGAGUCCGAGUUCAAAGGCGUUGCGCCGCUGCGCACCGGGAGCUACUACGAGCGCGUGAAGAUUUCUGCUCCUAAUGAAUUUGACGUUAUGUUCAAACUGGAGGUCCCCCGAAUUCAGCUAGAAGAAUAUUACAACAGUGGUGCUUAUUACUUUGUGAAGUUCAAAAGAAAUCCCAAAGGAAAUCCUCUGGGUCAGUUUUUAGAAGGGGAAAUAUUAUCAGCUUCUAAGAUGCUGUCCAAGUUUAGGAAAAUCAUUAAGGAAGAAAUUAAAAAUAUUGAAGACACAGAUGUCAUGGUGGAGAGGAAGAAAAGAGGGAGCCCUGCAGUAACACUUCUGGUUAGAAAACCUGAAGAAAUAUCUGUGGAUAUAAUCCUGGCUUUGGAAUCUAAAAGCAGCUGGCCUGCUAGCACCCAGGGAGGCAUGCCCAUCAGUAACUGGCUUGGAGCAAAAGUUAAGAACAAUUUAAGACGGCAGCCGUUUUACCUCGUACCCAAGCAUGCAAAGGAAGGAAGUGGUUUUCAAGAAGAAACAUGGCGUCUGUCCUUCUCUCACAUUGAAAAGGAAAUUUUGAAAAAUCACGGACAAUCUAAAACAUGCUGUGAAAUUGAUGGAGUGAAAUGUUGCAGGAAAGAGUGUUUAAAACUAAUGAAGUAUCUUUUAGAACAACUGAAAAAAAAGUUUGGAAACCGAAAGGAAUUGGAUAAGUUCUGUUCUUAUCAUGUGAAAACUGCCUUCUUUCACGUCUGUACCCAGGACCCAGAUGACAGUCAGUGGCACUCCAAGGAUUUGGAGCUCUGCUUUGAUAACUGUGUGACAUACUUUCUUCAGUGCCUCAAGACAGAACAACUUGAGCAUUAUUUCAUUCCUGAAUUCAAUUUCUUCUCUCGAGACCGUAUUGACAAGCCAAGUAAAGAAUUUCUGUCAAAGCAAAUUGAAUAUGAAAGAAACAAUGGAUUUCCAGUUUUUAGGGAAUUUUGA
This is a messenger RNA of Balaenoptera ricei (Rice's whale), 1629 nucleotides long. It is a transcript of the gene CGAS, whose product is annotated as cyclic GMP-AMP synthase. The record is from RefSeq and is a predicted model, not a curated record. Gene Ontology annotation, biological process: DNA damage response; activation of innate immune response; cellular response to exogenous dsRNA. Gene Ontology annotation, cellular component: cytosol; nucleus; site of double-strand break. NCBI's taxonomy places the organism in Eukaryota, Metazoa, Chordata, Mammalia, Artiodactyla, Balaenopteridae. Gene Ontology annotation, molecular function: chromatin binding; 2',3'-cyclic GMP-AMP synthase activity; double-stranded DNA binding. The transcript has 5 exons. The coding region runs from base 88 to 1629 and encodes 513 amino acids.